CAAGAAUCCCAUCUUUUGAAGAAACCACACGACCCCACCACCCAUAUCUCUUUAACACAAAGGAAACUAGGAAUCCUUUUCAAUCUCCACCUUUUGCUUUAUUUUUCUUGCUUUUUUAUUAUUUUUUUUAUGAAUGGGAUUCUUGGUUGUUGAGCUAUAAUCCAGCUGCCUUGUAUUGACUUGCCUUAGAUCAUGGGGUGCUCGUUGUUGUGUCCAGGUUAUCUUUUCAUUCUUGGAUACUGUGCGGAUCUCUUAAAAACCACCCUGAAUGUGAAUAUUUGUGGAGAAUGCUGUUUUCUUUCCCUUUAAUUUCAUUUCUGCUAAAGCACAUACGAGUGAGGCAUUUGGUUCUUUGGGUGAUAUGAAGUGCUUUUACUUGUUUGAUAAAGAGAAAAAUGAAGAACCAAAGACCACAAAAUCUGUUUUUGCCCCCUCUACUUCCACUUCCAUAUCAAUGUCGACUGAUCGUGAUGUGAAAAGAUCUGGGUCAGAUUUCAAUUCCCAGAAUGUCUCAGAUUUUAGCUCAGAAUCCUCUGCAAAGAACUCGUUUGCUGUUUUGUCUCAAAGACAAAGUAAUCUUAGGGUCUUCACAUCCUCAGAACUGAAGACAGCCACAAAGAAUUUUAGCCGCUCUCUCAUGAUUGGAGAAGGUGGAUUUGGUAGUGUCUAUAGGGGAGUAAUUCGGAGCAGUGAAGAUUCAAGUAAGAAAAUAGAUAUUGCUGUUAAACAACUGAGCAGGAGAGGGCUACAGGGUCACAAGGAGUGGGUGACAGAAGUAAAUGUUUUAGGAGUUGUUGAACAUCCAAAUCUUGUCAAAUUAUUGGGCUACUGUGCUGAGGAUGAUGAAAGAGGAAUCCAGCGCCUGUUAGUGUAUGAAUAUAUGCCCAACAGAAGUGUGCAAGAUCGCUUGUCAAGUCGGUUUCAAACACCUCUUCCUUGGGCUGCCAGAGUUAAAAUUGCCCAGGAUGCUGCCCGAGGCUUAGCAUACCUUCAUGAAGGAAUGGAUUUUCAGAUUAUCUUCAGAGAUUUCAAGUCUUCCAACAUACUACUAGAUGAUCAAUGGAAUGCUAAGCUGUCAGAUUUUGGGUUGGCCAGAUUGGGGCCUUCAGAUGGAUUGAGUCAUGUUUCCACUGCGGUUGUUGGAACCAUAGGAUAUGCAGCCCCUGAAUAUAUUCAAACCGGCCGUCUCACAGCUAAAAGUGAUGUAUGGGGAUACGGGAUUUUCCUUUAUGAGCUUAUUACUGGUAGACGUCCAUUAGAUCGCAACCGUCCUAAAGACGAGCAAAAGCUUUUGGAAUGGGUCAAGCCACAUCUUUCUAAUAUAAAGAAGUUCAGGUUGAUUUUGGACCCAAGGCUUGAGGGUAAGUAUAACAUUAAGUCUGCUCAAAAACUUGCUGUUGUUGCAAACCAGUGCUUGGUUCGACAGGCGAAGGCACGCCCCAAGAUGAGUGAAGUUCUCGAAAUGGUCAAUAAAAUUGCUGAUGCAACAGAUUUGGGAAGCCCCCUACUUCCAUUGAAGAGUUUAACUCCAAAAUCUGCUUCUGAAAUAUCUAGACGAGAACAAUAUAAAAGAAAGCUUCUAAAUCUUAUAACGGGAGAGGAAAGAUGCUUGGAUUGGAGAAAUUGGAAACACAAAGCUACCAGAUGAAGGAACAAGGUGAGAGCCUUUGUUUCAAGUAAACUGGCUUAUUUAGUGAGACAUCCUUUUUGUCACAAGUGUAAAUUGCUGUUCUCUGUGUUAUGCAAAACACAAAAUUGUAAAUGUUUUACCAGUAUAAAUGAGUUCAUAGGUAGCUUUACUUCCAAGUUGCACUACCGUCAUAAAGAGAUACAUAUUUUGAGGCAAAUAAAAUAUUUGUUAUCAUAAUUAUUUA
Manihot esculenta (cassava) is the source of this 1874-nucleotide messenger RNA. RefSeq names its product serine/threonine-protein kinase PCRK1. The record is from RefSeq and is a predicted model, not a curated record. Bases 362 to 1648 code for a protein of 428 amino acids. The transcript has 5 exons. Gene Ontology annotation, molecular function: protein kinase activity; ATP binding. NCBI's taxonomy places the organism in Eukaryota, Viridiplantae, Streptophyta, Magnoliopsida, Malpighiales, Euphorbiaceae. Gene Ontology annotation, biological process: protein phosphorylation.